AGCCUCGCCUCCAACAAUCCCUUCCGCAACAUGCGCACUGCUUCUCCGUCCUUCCCCACGACGCCUACAUCGCCCUUUGACGACCCGAUGCCGUCCCAACGCCCUCUAUCGCGGAAUCCUUUCCUGGACCAGCCUCUGGCACCGCGGCCGGCUGACAACCUGGCUGCUCCUGCCGGUCCCGACAAGACUCAGUCUCUCACUGCCGAAGACAUCUUUGGGUCCCUGACGCUCGACGACUCUCCCGCCUUUUCAGUAAAGCAGCAGCCCAGCGACUCGCAGCCCAAGAAGCGUCCCACAGACCGGCCGGCGCCUGCUCGUCGUGAAAGCGAAAGCCAGGCAUCCAGCAAGCAUCGCCCUACUCGCUCCCAAGAAGAGGCACUGAGAGCCCGCAAGCCAGCGCCAAAGAACGCGGCGUCGAGCACUACCCGCCCCAGCCUUUUGGACGACUCGCCGCCCCGUAAGCCGGUGCAGCGACGCCCAAGACGCAACUCUGACUCGUCAGCCAUGGAUUUCGAUUCGAAAUCUCUCACUGCUGAGGAGAGGAGGAUGAUUGAGGCCAAGCGUCGGGAAAAGAGCAAGGCCAAGCAGCGCCCCAGCCGCAAAAUGGACAUUAUUGAUCAGCUGGACGCCACCAGCAUUUAUGGAACAGGCUUAUUCCACCAUGAUGGGCCUUUUGAUGCCCUCAACCCUCACCGAAAUCGUCAGAACAGCAAGAAGUUGUCUCCGAUGCAAGCCUUCCCGGAGGGCUCUCUGAACAACACACUUGGCGGCUCUGGCCCACUCAACGCCUCGGCUGACCAUUCCAACUUUAUGGGUCACGGAUCUGGCGAAGCCUUCCAUGACUACGCCGCCAGCGGCAAGGGCAAGAAUCGAGAACCCGUCAUCUUUGACUCAGCGGCUCGUGCCAGUCUGGUGCACGGAGAUGAGUCUCAUGGACUGGGCACUUCGACCUUCCUCGAGGGAACGCCGGCUGCACGAUCGGCCAUUGUCCGCCGAAAUGAAGAGCAGGCUCAGGAGAUUGCCGAAGGUGGCUUGCAGCGGAAGAAGUCUGUAGCACAGAGAAUCAGAAACAGGGUGCGACCAGACUACAGCAACAGACCCAUGCCAGGCCACGGCCGGUAUGAAUCCGACGACUUUGGCGAGUUUGGCGGCCGUGAAGAGGCCAGAGCCCCGAGACCACCUCCUCGUGAGCGUGAGCGCGAGCGCGACGGCAGGCCUUCGCCGCCAUUGAAGCCACGACAAAACUCAGCAGCAGGUGCGCUGGAGGGACGAUCCUCGGAAGCACUGCCAUCUCCAUCUGAGGAGAUGCCCGCCAAGCCAUCAGGCCUCUUGGGCCGGAUGAAGAGUUUGAAGGGCGGCAGGCGACCAACCAGGAAUGCCGAGGCACCGGGGAUGGCU
Messenger RNA from Trichoderma atroviride IMI 206040, 1398 nucleotides. RefSeq lists its product as uncharacterized. Gene Ontology annotation, cellular component: cytoplasm. NCBI's taxonomy places the organism in Eukaryota, Fungi, Ascomycota, Sordariomycetes, Hypocreales, Hypocreaceae. The record is from RefSeq and is a predicted model, not a curated record.